Messenger RNA from Limulus polyphemus (Atlantic horseshoe crab), 813 nucleotides. RefSeq names its product ATP synthase lipid-binding protein, mitochondrial-like. The record is from RefSeq and is a predicted model, not a curated record. Gene Ontology annotation, biological process: proton transmembrane transport; proton motive force-driven ATP synthesis. The transcript has 6 exons. Lineage: Eukaryota; Metazoa; Arthropoda; Merostomata; Xiphosura; Limulidae. The coding region runs from base 141 to 578 and encodes 145 amino acids. Gene Ontology annotation, molecular function: proton transmembrane transporter activity.
UUAUAAUUUAGAGAGGGAGUUGUUUAAGGCUUAAUUAUUUUGCGCAUGUGUCCUUUGGUUAGAAUAAGGUUGUUGAGGUCACUUGAUUUUCUCGAGGUGGAACUAAUUGAAAACUAGAUUUUCAAGAACAAACUGCUGUCAUGUAUGCAUGUGCAAGAUACACCUGUCCGGUUGCCAGAUCUCUGAUCCUUGCAAGACCUGUAGUUUCCACAGCAUUUAAUGGCUCUAUCAGCUGUGAGAAUUCAAACAGACAGUUGGCCACCCAGAAAUCAGCUGGACUUACUUUAGCUGCACCAAGCCUGUUUAUGAAUCAAGUAACCAGACUUCUGCAAACAAGUGCUACACAAAGGGAUAUUGACUCAGCAGCCAAGUUUAUUGGUGCUGGUGCUGCAACUGUUGGAGUAGCUGGAUCAGGAGCUGGUAUUGGAAGUGUAUUUGGCAGCUUAAUCAUUGGCUAUGCCCGGAAUCCAUCCCUGAAACAACAGCUCUUUUCAUAUGCCAUUCUAGGGUUUGCUCUCUCAGAAGCUAUGGGACUUUUCUGUCUUAUGAUGGCUUUCUUGUUGCUCUUUGCUUUUUGAUUAUUACUACAGUUUAAAACAAAUAGUUUUUGUUUUUAAUUGUAGCACAUUUAAAAAUGAGGGAAUGAAAGGAUCAGAUAAAGCAAAAACUUGUAAUUGCACACAAUCCUGGGUAUUGUAGCUGAAAUAAAAAUUGAAAUUUAUAGGUCAUCCACAUAGUGUCAUAUAAUUUGUAGUUGACUGUAAACUUGGUUCUGAAUAAAAAGAAUGUUGAACAAAGAAAUGUAUUCAUAAA